Ochotona princeps (American pika) is the source of this 1886-nucleotide messenger RNA. It is a transcript of the gene NRG3, whose product is annotated as neuregulin 3. The transcript is spliced from 8 exons. Lineage: Eukaryota; Metazoa; Chordata; Mammalia; Lagomorpha; Ochotonidae. Gene Ontology annotation, biological process: animal organ development; intracellular signal transduction; nervous system development. The record is from RefSeq and is a predicted model, not a curated record. Bases 90 to 1205 code for a protein of 371 amino acids. Gene Ontology annotation, molecular function: chemorepellent activity.
AAGAAGGCUACCAGGGAGUCCGUUGUGAUCAAUUUCUGCCGAAAACUGACUCCAUCUUAUCGGAUCCAAACCACUUGGGGAUUGAAUUCAUGGAGAGUGAAGAUGUUUAUCAACGGCAGGUGCUAUCAAUCUCAUGCAUCAUCUUUGGAAUUGUCAUCGUGGGUAUGUUCUGUGCUGCAUUCUACUGCAAAAGCAAGAAACAAGCUAAGCAAAUCCAAGAGCAGCUGAAAGAGCCACCAAAUGGUAAAAACUACAGUCUCAAAGAAUCCAGCACAGUGUCAAAGUCAGAGAGCCUGAUGAAAAGCCACGUGCAGCUGCAAAAUUACUCGAAGGCAGAAAGGCAUCCUGUGACUGCGUUGGAGAAGAUGAUGGAAUCGAGUUUCACUGGUCCCCAGUCCUUUCCCGAGGUCCCUUCUGCUGACAGAGGAAGCCAGUCUGCCAAACACCACAGAAGGAGUCUCUCCUCAUGCUGCAGCCCAGGGCCAAGGAGUGGGAUGCUCCACAGGAAUGCCUUCAGAAGGACCCCGCCUUCUCCCCGCAGGAGGCUGGGCGGGAUGAUGGGACCAGCGUAUCAACAGCUAGAGGAAUCAAGGAUCCCAGACCAGGAUACAAUCCCUUGUCAAGGGAUAGAGGUCAGGAAGACUAUAUCCCACCUGCCUUUACAGCUGUGGUGUGUUGAAAGACCCCUGGACUUAAAGUAUUCAUCCAAUGGUUUAAAAACCCAACAAAAUGCAUCAAUAAAUAUGCAACUGCCUUCAAGAGAAACAAACCCCUAUUUUAAUAGCUUGGAUCAAAAGGACCUGCUGGGAUAUCCGUCUACAAGGGCCAGUUCUGUGCCCAUCAUCCCUUCAGUGGGUCUAGAAGAAACCUGCAUGCAAAUGCCAGGGAUUUCUGAAGUCAAAAGCAUCAAAUGGUGCAAAAACUCUUUCUCUGCUGACAUUGUCAAUGUGAGUAUCCCAGUCAGCGAUUGUCUUAUAGCAGAACAACAGGAAGUGAAAAUAUUGCUAGAAACUGUCCAAGAGCAGAUCCGAAUUCUGACUGAUGCCAGACGGUUGGAAGACUAUGAACUGGCCAGCGUAGAGACGGAGGACAGUGCAAGUGAAAACACAGCCUUUCUCCCCCUGAGUCCCACGGCCAAAUCAGAACGAGAGGCACAAUUUGUCUUAAGAAACGAAAUACAAAGAGACUCUGCAUUGACCAAGUGACUUGAGAAUCUGUGCAUUCUAUGCUUUGCUCAACAGGAAAGAGAGGAAAGUAAAUACAAAAUUAUUUAUAUGCAUUAAUUUAAGAGCAUCUACUUAGAAGAAACCAAAUAGUCUAUCGCCCUCAUAUCAUAGUGUUUUUUAACAAAAUAUUUUUUUAAGGGGAAAGAAAUGUUUCAGGAGGGAUAAAGCUUCCGCUAAAGCUUUUGGGUAGAAUUCUGAAUCCCGUUUCAGUUAGUCCCAACACGGUCCUCCUCUUUGGCUCUUAGAAGAUGUGGGCAAUCGACUCCCUCAGUCCCACAGUGCCACUGUGCUUCUUCACCAGAAAGCCCUGGCAGUUAGUCUAGUUCCUAGAGAUGAGCUGAAGCCUGAGGGUGGAUGUGCCAGUGAGCAGGUGGCGUUUGCUAUUUGGCUCACCCAUCCCAGCCCCUGACUUUCUCUUGAACCCUACGGCCUCAUCCCAGGUUUUGUCAUGUCAAAAAAUGUAGUGUUUUGUAUUUGAUUUUUUGAAGAAUGGUACCAAGACUGAAAUGGAAAACAGGAGAGAGAAGGAGUAAUUGAGGCAAUCUUAACUACGUGUUUGCCCUCUUCCUCUGAAAUGCGAAAGCGCAGAAUCUCAGAGGAAGGUACAAAAAAUACUAUAGAGAAAGAGAAAAAAAUCCAAUCACAAUGUUGUACCACUAA